UAGAUCUUAGGUUUCCCUGCUUCCUUCGCUUGCUCUCGAUCUGAUGCCCUGAUCUCCACGCCACUUCUCUCCUUCCUUUCCGCUGAUUCUCUCGCUCCUCUGUCGUCCAUCCCGCGUCUGCCGGUCUGCUCGCCUGCUUGCCUUUCCCGCGACUUUUCGCUGCUUCGUCGGCUCUUGAAAGAAAGUGUACCUUGCUGCGGCUCCCCUCAACGCUCCUCAGUCCAGCGUGCUCGAGCGUUCGUAUCUCCUUGAUUUCUUCUGCCCUUCUCCUGCGUUUUUCUCCUCUUCUGUCUCGUGGCUUCGCCGGUUCCCUGUGGUGCAACAGUGACGCCUUGAUGGACGGUGGGCGCGAGGUAGAAAAAGAGCCUUCUAGUGUCCAAGACUCUCCCGCUUCCUCGUUGGCACCAUAACCCUUUCUCUUAACCUUUCUUUUCUUUUUCUCCCUUUUGAGGACUCACCUUUUGUCCUUCCUUGCCGUCCUCAGUCCCGACUCUUCUCUUCGUCAAACCUUCCUUCCUACUCUUUACCCUCGUCGUCCCCGUCGUCGUGACCUCUCGUUGUCAGUUCCUCCUUUCCUUUUUCUUACUUCCGUAUCUCGUGCUUCCAUGUCUCUUGUCUUCUUCCUCGGCCAAGAUGGAGGGGGCGCCGCGGCAGUCCUUGGGAACUCUUCUGCAGGAUCGCGGGGGGCGACGCUCUCGUCGGAGUAGCGAUAACGAAACAGUUUUGGAUUCCUCGUUUUCCCUCUUCCCACCCUCUCCUGUCACUGGACCCGCAGACAGCGCACAGGGUCGAAUGUGUCCUUCUCUCCCUGCUUCUCCACAGCUCUCUUCUUCUCAGUCUCGCCUCUCUGCUCUCCUUUUUUCUCUUCCUUCUUCUCUCCCUUCUGCACCUCGGCCAGCGUCUCUUGAGUCGCUCGCAGACCGCAGCUCGGUACCCUUGCAAAAGAAGCAAGGGGUCGAGGAGGGAGAAAGAGGAGCAGGCAGUUUAGCAUCUGCUUGCGAAGGACAAGACGAACAAAGGCGGGGGUCUCUGGAGGCCGCGAGGUCGCACAUGUCGGUCUCUUCCAUUCCAGAGCAAGGCGCAGAUUCGCCGAACGUGGAUUUUCACGAAGAGGACGCCAAAGUGUCGAGAGCUUCGGCGGCCUCUCGAGAGAGACGAACGACGGUGAAGGACUCCCCGAAAGACGACGACACCGCGUUGUCUUUCCCAGAUCCGCCCAGCUCUCCCGGUGCUCGAUUCACCGUUUCGCGGGCGUCUUCGCCUUCGUUAGCAUCUCGUCGGAGUCGGUCCCCUGACACGCAGUUGCCCUUCGCACGACGCACUCUUUCUUGCUCUUCUACCAGCGCAUCCCGUUCUCGCGCCUCCGUGGGCGACGCGCGCCUCUUCUCUUCUUCGGCUUGUUCGCGCUCUUCUCCCCCUCUCUCUCCUCCCGGCGAGACCAGCGGGACGCCUCUCUUGCGCCCAACCGCAGACCCGCCGUCGUCUGCUUUUCCUUCUUCGACUCCCUUCUCUUCUUCUUAUCCGCUGGGGCCGGCGGUGGGUCUGCGACGUACGCGAGCGAUCUCUGUCCACCCUUCGUUUCCUGGGGCGUCUCCGCCGGUCUCUGCACUGGAGCGGCCGCGAGGCGCCUCUUCGCUGCUGCCUUUCUCGCCUCCCAAUACAGCGUCAGACGUUUUGUCUCCGCCUCCAGACCUCGUGCUGUCUCCGGCGUGUGGGCCUUCGCCGCGUCUGAAGGGCGCGGAGCGCCCACCCGCGUUUUCCCUGCUGUCUCCGCCCAUGGCCGCGGAGCGCAGGUCCGGACGCCGAGGCUCUGUCCCCUUCUCGCCGCCGAGUGCAUGCACGGACGUGCUGUCUCCGCCUCCGGACCUUCUGUCUCCGUACAGUCCGCUCCCGCCUCUGUUGAAAGAGAGCGAGAAGCCGCCUGGAGGCCGCCUAGGAGGCCAAGGCGACAGGUCUGGGAGCUCGAGAGGCGUCUCCGAUGCGCCGCAGCUCUUCACGUCAGGUCCGACGCGACAGGAGAAGCCAGCGGCGUCGUCCUUCUUCUUCCCGCCGCCUCCUUCGCCAUUCGGCGGAAACGCCUCUGUCCUGCGGCUGGGCGCCUGGCUAGCUGAGCGCCCAGGCCUCGACGACGACCGCUUCACUCCCCUUCUCGAGAGUUUUCUGCUGCACUUUGACUUCCUCGCAGCGGGAAAAGUUUCCAGGCGAAUCCAGCAGGACCAGCAGAUCCAGAGAGAUCUCCGACUGGGCGAAGACGAAGAAGGCGAAGUCUCGUUCUUCCGUCCAGUCGGGAGACACACCGACGAGAAAAGCGAACAAACGCGUACGGGCAAGCGAGAAGAGGACCGGGAAAGGAAGGGGCAGACCGACCAACUCGAGGAAUUCGAAACCACCCUUCUGGACAUUCUCAGCCUACGAGGCGGAAACGGAGUCGACACUUCCGUCGACAUCCUCGUCGGACAACUCCGAGAAAAACCUCACCGUCACAAAGCCGCCGGAGAGGAGGGAGGCGGCGAGCCUGCAGGAGGCACGACAGGGGGAAUACGAAUCGGCGAAAAGUUUUUCUUCGCCGACAAAGUUGCCCUCAAGUCUCGUCUCCGCCAAAUCUUGCAAGCAUGUGACGACGAAGAAGAACUGCGUGGAGACGACUUCGAGCUGGUGAAGGGCGUCCUCGAAUUCCACCCAAAGGCGAAGCGAAAAAUGCAAAACCUCUCUGGGCUCUUCGUCUCCACCCACCCGAAUCCGAAGUUUCGCGCCACACGGUGCUUCUUCAUUCGGCGGACAAUCCACGCUUCGCCCUCCUCGUCUUCCUCCUCGUCUUCCUCCUCGUCUUCCGCGUCUCCCCCCCCAGGGACUGUCACCCCAGAGGGCGUAGCGACCGCAGACGAGAACGCGGGAGAGCGAGCAGCCGCGGCGCUGGCUGGAUCCGAUCAGAAGCCAGGCGAGAAGAGGGAAGAACAAGAGGAACGGGAAGAAGGGCAGACCAAGGCAGAGGAACAGACAGACGUCCAAGAGGAAUGCGAGGAUUUCAGCUACGUGCGAUGCGUGGAUAAUAUGCUGGAAGAUGAUUCGCAGGCUGAUCGCCUUAUCUGCCAUAUUCUGAAGCAGCUCGCGGAGGCGUUUCCAGGAUGCGUCGCCCAUUUGCACGAAGCGCUGCGUCGCAACUUUCCGCCGUUGCGUUUCUCAGUCGACGCCCUUGUCGCCUACACAAAGAAUCUUCUAUGGAUUUCCCAGCAUGUUCCACAGAUUCGAGCGUUGCUGUGGAAGCUGCUGGUGAGCAAAAUGACGAGCAUCGAUGUCGAAAUUAAACUGGCAGACCCGAACUCGAUCGACCUCGAACAAAUGCAAGUCUGGAAGCGCGAACAGUUGGCGCUUCUUGCACGUCAACUGGAGAAGGGCGCAGUUGCGCCAAGCGUCGUUCAGAGCAUUUUGGGUGAGCCGCAGUGGUUCUGUUUGAUGUACGAGAAGGUCCGAAGUGAAGAGGACAUCGACAUCAUGGCGGCGAAGCUGGACGGCCUCAUGCGCGUCUCCUUCUCCUUUCUGCAGUGCUUCAUUCCACAGCUUUCAGGGAAGCCUGCGCCUCCGGGCGCUUAUCGAGAGGAGGAAGACGAGCGGGAGAGUGUGGGGUCGCCUUCUUCGCGCUCCUCCGUGGCGGACUACUCGCCCUGUGUCGAUGACGAGCCGAAGGAGGAGAAGAAGCGAACAGGCACGAGCGAGAAGGACCCCCGGGGCGACUCCGAGCGGCGCAGCUGCAGCGAGGAACGCAGAGACAGUCCCUCGCCCUUCUCCCCACAAAGCAUUCUGUCUCCCCAGCCGGCAGUGACGUCUCCUCAGCUCGCGUCAACGUCGCCUCGAGGUGGACCGUCGGCUUUCCCAGCGAGCAGACACACGACGCUCGCGCCGAGAGAUCCGCGGAGGCUCCUGUCUCCGGCGCUGUCUCCGGCGCCGGCAUGGCCCCCGGACGCGGCCCGAGGCCCACCAGGGCUCCGCGACCGUAGUCGCGAGACUCGCAGGGACAAGAAACCGCUGACUGAAGCAGACGUCCUCGUCUACGAGUUGAUGGAUGUCUUCGUCGAAGUCGUGCUCCCUGUCCACAAGUGCAAAUACGUCCAGUUCCUCGUAUUCUACCUCGCCAACCUGCGAGUCGAGUGGGCCGGUCGCCUCAUGUCGCUUCUCUUCCGCAUGCUCUUCGACCGACAACAACACAUGCUGCUGAGACGCAUUUCGGCGGUGUACAUUUCCUCCUUCCUCUGUCGAGCGCUCCUCGUUCCGCCGCGCUUCGUCCGUCUCGCUCUCCACCACUUUCUCCAGCUCCUUCAUCGGGGCUUCCUCAUGACUGGAACGCCGAACGCACCCAGACAACAACAAAGACUUCUUGGCCUUCUAAGAGCCCAACACCAAACCGUCUACAACCCUGAGUCGCCUUUGGCGCUGUUUUACACGGUUUGCCAGAGCUGCUGCUACAUCCUGUGUUACCAUCUGGAUGCUCUGGCGAAGUCGGCGCCCUCUCUGGCGUUUCUGAAGGAGAGGAAUACGUCGGUGGCUGCUCUGCUGACCUCCCCGCUGCGGCCCCUGAUGCACAUCAAGCGCGGUAUUGCACGCGAGUUCGUGGCUGCAUGCAGACGCGUGGGAAGUCUAGAUUCGAGCAGCGACUUCGAAAACGCUUUGAAGGAAGUUCAGCUACGAGACCCGCCGCCGUCGUCGUGCUACCGGUCCAGCGCUGGAGAGAACGAGGAGGAAGAGGAGGGACGCGAAGAGAGAGAAGCUGAGAGAGGAGAAGACGAAAAAGAGAGGGGGAAGCGCAUCUCCCAGGUUGACGCGGUGUCCUCAAACGACCUUCUAAGCGACGUUCUGUGGCUCUUCGACCCUCUGGACGCCUUCUUCCCCUUCGACCGCUACCUGCUUCGCCACUCCGGGAGAUUCAUCGCCAACAAAUAUCGGGACUGGAGCGCCGUCGUCGCCUUCGUCAUGCAGCGCGAGGAAGAGAAGAAGAAGGGCACCGACGGCCCGGACAGCAGAGACCCCGACGGCGAGACCGACAAAGGCGCAGAGCCAGACAGAGAGAAACAAAGAGGCCUGAGUGCGGCGAAGUCGCCUGCCGACCAGGAGGAAAGACAGGACGCACGCAGUGUGAGCAGUCCGUCUCUGGAGCCUACAGCGGCCGCCCAGAACUUGGGAGAAAAACUGAGGAGGGCUGAGGAAGCGCAGUUAAGGAACGAAGAGGCACCCUCGCGUCGCUCUCAAGGGGAGGAAAACGGACAAGAGGAUCUUGACGACGCAGGCGUCCUGUUCCUGACCGUUGACGAGGAAGGCACAGACUCGGACGCGGAAAAAGAGGAGGCAAACCAAGGAGAGAAAGCAACAGGUCCUGCAGUCCCCGCAGGAGCAGAGGACAAGAAAACGCAGGGCGCCGGAGCCUCAUGCGCGGCAGGUGGAGAUGAAGACGCGGCGAGCGGCACGAAGGAGAAAGGCGAGCUGGACGAUGAAAACCCAACUCCCUCGUUGACUGCGGAGAAGUCCGCAAACCACACUCCUCCGAUUGUGACACAACAGCCCCAGCACAAUUUGAGCCGCGAGCUUGCCACCUCGGAGAUGGGUGCCCUCCAGCAGCUCGUUCAGGAUUCUCUCGGCUUCGCGAGCGUCAGCAGAGAACUGGAAGCGAAAGUUCGACAGCGCGCAGGCUCGUCGAGUGGCGCAGCGAAGCUCCGAGAAGAACGCAGAGCGACACUGGCAGGUGUGCGCGAAAAGAAGAGACAGGGCUUUGACGAAGAAGCAGAGACAGGCAGGACAGACGAAGGCGACGGCGUCUUCGCCUCUGGGUCACCAGAGCUUGGGGAAGCGGCUGUGGCAACGGGCGAAGAAGGGGGCUGCGGUGAAGGCCGCGAGCGAGAACGGGGAGACGCAGAGGAAGAAGGCGAAGAGGAAGAAGGAGACGACGAAAGAUGCAUCGGAAACGAGAGCGAUGACGAAGGCUGGGGAGACGGCAAGUGGGACAGUCUCUCGGCGCUUUUUUCAGACGAAGAACGCGAAUUGGAGGAGAGAGACUUCCAAGAAGACAGAGAAGAAGAGAGUGACGGUCGCACUGAGCGAGCCUUGCCGGUGCCGUCUUCCGAGCGAGAAGACCCAGAAACCAUGACCGCGGACGAAGCGGGCGACCAAGAGACGCAGGCAAGGAGACACCUUCAUGCGCAGUCGUCCUGCGACUCCUCGUCAACAUGUCCCGGACAAAUCCCAAAAAACGUCGGCCCUUCCCUGCGGCGUUCCAGAGUCCGAGAGGCCAAACGCGAGUUCUCCUUUCUGGCGCCGCGGGUCGCUGCCAGCAUAGCUGACCAGCUCGAGCUGGAGGUGGAUGCAGUCGGGGAUGAAGCUCUCUCCCAAUCGAAUCUUUGUCUUCUUCGUCACCAGUCGUGUCUAAGUCGGGCGUCGAUGCUCGACAUUUUCUUGUCUUCUCAAGCGUAUCGGCCCGCGCCUGCUUCGCCGGUUGUCUCGGCAGCGGCGUCUCCGUUCUUGAUGCCGAGUCAGUCUCCGCCUCUGACGGACCUGGCCAAGCCGCAGGAGAGACAGCGCGACCCUCUCGCGUCCCCACCGACGCUCGCAAUUGUGGGCGAGCCUACCGAGCCAGUGCCAGUUAACUUUGUUCUCACACCUGCGGCUUCCUUCGUGUCGCCGUCUGUCGCGUUUUCGAGUGCGGGAUUCAAGGGCACAGAAGUGGAGAGCGAAGCGAACAGGGUCGUUGACGGCUGCGAAGAGAGAUGGAAGCGGCAGCUGAGUUCUGCUCGGUCGGAGGAGCGAGGGACAGGCGGCGCAGACGCCUCCCUGCUCAUCGUCUCGACCUCGAUGCCAUCGCUGUCCCUCGGAGUCAUCCAGGAACACGACGGCGAGGCGGGGGCGGACGACGCGAACGAGAAGAUCGAGGAGAGCGAGAAGGGUGAGACAGAGGAAGCUCAGUGCUUUCGCGACAGAGAGAAAUCGGGGAAAAGGAAUGGGAGGCGAAGAAGCGCAGAUGCAGUCGACGAGAGCGUGGAUGGCGAAGAAGCGAGAGAAGCAACUCGCCAGGAAACAGAAGUCACUAAAACUCGCUUGAAACGAAGACACACUGUCGACGCUUUCGCAGGGUUUCCUUCUCGGCCACCCUCCGGGAUUCGUGGCAUGCCAAGCGGGGAGAAACCGGAGAAGAAAGCGCUUGCUGAGGUCGCGGCUUCAGGGACUUGCCCUUCGAGAAGCCCGGAGGGCGGUCCAGAAGCCUCAGGCGAGGCGAGUGAGCGAGAAGCAAGCCGCGACGCAGAAGAGGAAGAAGCAUGUCUGGUGCGGGACAGAGGCGAAGCAGAGGCCGAAAGGGAGACGGAAGCCGGUGGAUACGCAGGAACGCAUCAGAGCGACGAGACGGAAGUGGACCAAACAGCUGCGGUGACAGGAGAGAAACGUGGAAAGAACGAAGGAGAGAAGAGACGAAAGAAAAAGGGAGAGAAAGACAAAGCAGAGAAGGGGUUGGAGAAGCGCGCCAGGGACGCAGAGCACCACGAACAAGAAGCACCGGAAGAAGCGGAGCACCCACAUCCAGCGGCAGACAAGAGCGAUGCCGGCAAAGCGACAACAGGUCACAAGCAGAAAAUGGCUCCUUCUUCUUCGGCAGGGCAAAGGGAAGUUGAGGAGAGACUGCCGUCCAUCUGUGUCCUUCCGUGUCUCCGCGAAACUGGCGGAAGCUCGUCUCCGGGUUCUUCUUCGGUUUCCUCGUCGUCUGGGACUUCCUCACAGUCUCCCCUGUCGUUCUCCCCCUCCGCUCUUUCUCCGUCUUUGCUCAGCGCUUCUUCGUACCUCCAGCCUCCCCGCCCUUCGGCCUCCCCGACGGCAUAUCGCUCAGAGUGUGGAGUCCAAGGAACGCAACUGGGUGGCGACUCGCCGUUCUCUUUGGGGUCAGAAGACCGGAAAGUCUCCCAGCUUGACCGUGUGCUGCAUUCCCUGCGAGAGAGAGAAGAACAGCUGAAGGCACAGCAAGCGGAAGUCCAGCGCACGCAGGAGGCGCUGAUGAAGAUGCUUCUCCACGAGAAACAGAAACGCGAGGAACGCAGAAAGAAGAAGGAGAGACGCAGACAGGAAGCAGCCAAGACGCAGGGGGACAGCGAUGUGGAGACGGACUUGCGGCGCCAGUCUGAAGAGCCGAGCGUCUCCGAGAGUGGCCUGAAAAAGGUGGAGCCUGCGGCGGAGGAAGAAGAGGAAAGAGAGGGCGAAUCGCCUGCUUCAGGCGGCGCGUCAAAGAAGACGGUUUGUCGCGGUGCAGGACAGAAACAGACAGGUGAGGCGCCAAGCGACAACGACGGUCAUGUUCUCUCCACCGCGUCGGUGGAUCAGCCGGGUACUGCAGAACGAGGAAAGAAGAAGACGUCGAAGAAGAAAGAGAGGGAGCACUUGGAAGAAGAAGCGAUAAAAGGAAGCGUAAGCGGAGGCAAUUUGGCUGAGAUAGGGGCGGGAGAACCAGUGGAACCGAAGCUCAGGAAAAAGCGAGCAGAAGGCGAACAGAGACGAUCAGGGGAUGAGCAGGUAGACGCGGCCGAAGAAGAUUUGAAGAAAUAUCGGAAAAAGAAGGAGAAAGAGGGAAAAGCUUCGUCCAAGAAUGUGGAGGCUAUCGCUGAGAGGGCAGAAUCUGGAAGCGAGAGAGGCGUGUCACCAGAGAGCAGACCGGUUCUGUUGGAACAGGAAGAGUGGAGAACCGGGGAAAAGAAGCAGAAGGGGCGGAAAUUGGCGAGCGAAGCAAAAGGCCAUUCGUCCGCAGGAACACUGGAGCUGCGCGAUGCUCUCCGAGGCCUUGAGUCGGCGAAUGAAGAAGGAACAGAACGGAAGAAGAAAAGGAAAAGGAAACCAAAAUGCCUCCGGGAGGAUGCGGUUGCUGGAGAACAGGCAACGGAGACAGCUCCGGGAUCCCCCCCUGAAGAUCGACCCGACGUUACAGACGAGACAGCCCCUGUCGUCGAAACAUCACAUGGCGUGCCGACGUCAGAGAAUGCGACGGAGAAGAAGAAGAGAAAGAAGAAAGGAAAGGUCGAGGAGGUGGCAGGCGAUCCUGCCGGCGAAGACUCCGCGUCUGCCGUUUGUAGAACAGAGGAACUUGCCUUGGCCAGUGAAGAAGUGUAUUUCAGAGGAACGGGACAGACUGUAGAUUCAGCAACAGGAAUUGGAGAGGAGAGUGUGGAACGGAAGAAGAAGAAAUCCAAGGGCAAGAAGCAGGAAGAAGCAGGAAAUGCGCCACGCGUCGCUGGUGAGGCGCGUUCGCGAGAGGAAGAGGUUCUCGAUGCUGGCGGUGAACAAGAAACCGCAGGAGAGACGGAGUCAGGCUGCACAGGCGUCGAGGAAGGAAAGAAGAAACGGAAGAAGAAAAAGAAACGAGAAGUACGAGAAGAGGAAGAACCGGAAGGGGAAGACGGAGAGAAGAAAGCGAAGACCAAGAGAAAACGAACACACGCGGAGAAAGCUGUUGCCGGACAGAACAACGGCCAGUCUGGUGAAGCGGAGGAAGGAGAAGGAGCCUCGACCGAGACGGGAGGAGAGCAAAAGGGGGGUGGGAAAGAAGGACGAAAAAUUCAAGCGAGACGAUUCGCCGAAAUCUGUGGUGAAGGGAGCACAACUGCUGCCUACACGAACCAAGAGGCGGCGCGAGGAAAGGUGACACUAGAUGAAGAAAGAAGAGGAACCGAACACGACCGCAGGCAAGCGGAGUCCAAUUCAGAGCUUCUGCACGGUGAGGGCGAAAGCGGCAAGAAGAAGAAGAAGAAGAAAGUUCGCCUAGCGUUGAUGGAGGCAGGCGAGGAAGCAAAGGCGCAAGAACUGGCGGCCGAAGAAGUGGACGCCACGCCGAUGGCUUAUGAAACAUCGCCGGUUUUAGAGGAAGAAACAAUUAUGAAUGAGAAACAGAAAAAGAAGAAUAAAAAGAAGAGGAAGAGAGAGGAAACAGGGGCAGUUCAAGAAGGGACACCAGCUACGGUCGCGGACCAGGAUACGUCUGCCGCGUCCAAUAGCCCUGCAGAGGGAACAGAAAGAGAUAAGGAGAAGGUGAAGCAGCUAAAGAAGAAACGAAAGCACGAAGAACGUGUAUGAUGAGUUUUAUGCCCCUCCCGUUACCACGAGUUGUGUUCCACCACCGAAGCAAAGAAGGAAGAGUUUGUAGGAAGAGAAGAACGAGUGAUCAAGCAUCGCGUGCGGGCAGAGCUAGAAAUGGCGCAAUGUUACUCAGGGUAUAAAAUAAUAAACACGGAAUGAGGGAGGAGAAAGAAGAGACAGAGGUAGAGGAAGACGAGAGAAUAUCCCUGUCUCCUACGAAGACGAAGGAAGCUAAGUUUGCCAAGCAGAGGAAGAAGAAACAUUGAGAAAAAAUUGGACAGGUCUGAGCCUGGCGUCGAAAAGCAGGUAGAAGCGUCUUUUCCGCCUGGCGAAUCGGCGUCCAGCGGGUUCGGAGAAAGGUGAUCAUUUCUAACCGUUACGCAGAUAGUCCAAGCAAUUUAGGCAGUGAAUCAGGGGAUCGAGGAAUGAGAAGGAGCAGUUUUUGAUCGGGGAGGAUACUCCAUUGUUCAGGUUGCGUACAAGCAAAAGGUGCUGCCUUCGUGUUUCUCUUGUCACCUCGAAGCGGAGCAAGCUUGAUUGCGUUUGGUAGGGUUUUCUCAAACGUGCUGGAUGCCUAAGCAAAAACAGUGAAGGAAAAAAGAGAGGAACUGAUAGACUCUUCCGCUUCAGCCCAAGGAAUGCGUCAGAUGAGC
This is a messenger RNA of Toxoplasma gondii ME49, 10742 nucleotides long. RefSeq lists its product as hypothetical. The record is from RefSeq and is a predicted model, not a curated record. NCBI's taxonomy places the organism in Eukaryota, Apicomplexa, Conoidasida, Eucoccidiorida, Sarcocystidae. Gene Ontology annotation, molecular function: RNA polymerase I general transcription initiation factor activity. Gene Ontology annotation, biological process: transcription initiation at RNA polymerase I promoter. Bases 634 to 10086 code for a protein of 3150 amino acids. The transcript is spliced from 12 exons.